Anthonomus grandis grandis is the source of this 551-nucleotide messenger RNA. RefSeq names its product active regulator of SIRT1-like. The record is from RefSeq and is a predicted model, not a curated record. Gene Ontology annotation, cellular component: nucleolus. Gene Ontology annotation, molecular function: enzyme binding. NCBI's taxonomy places the organism in Eukaryota, Metazoa, Arthropoda, Insecta, Coleoptera, Curculionidae. The transcript has 4 exons. The coding region runs from base 114 to 533 and encodes 139 amino acids.
AUCACAUAACCUCAAAUUUAAUUCUGUGACAACAAGGUAUUUUUAGCACUAAAGAUUCUUUAUAAACAUUUCUUUUAUAUAAGUAUAAUAAAAUUGUAAAUUAAUGAAAAAUUAUGAGUGCCGCCCUCGUGAAACAAGCCCUAGAAAUCGUCGAUCCUGAUUUUACAACAAAAGCUUCCAAAAAGAAAACAAAGACUAACUCUUUCUUAAAAGAAAAAUUAAGAAACACCUCCAUUCAAAAAGGCAAAAAUAGAUUAGAUCUUUCAAGAGAAAAGAGAUAUACUAUUGAAGAAGCAAGACGAUCAGUGAAAUCAAAAGACCAAAUUCUAAGAGACAAUCUUUAUAAACUUGAGCUUAUUAAAAAGCAUAGCAAAGUACAUUUAGAUCCAAAGGCAACAGCUCAUAUAAUUCAAAGGGCAGUUUCAAGAAGGCCAAUAAGCUCAGAACAAGACGCAUCCAGAGUAGAAAAAACUGCAUUUACUGAAGAAGAUUUCAAGAAAUUUGAGGAGGAAUAUAUGAAUUCUGAAGAUUAAAUUCGUUAUAAGCAAUAA